AUGCUUCAUAGUUUGGCAGUCUCAACGAUCUGGCAUGUAGCGAAGAUCUACCCUCCUCCUCGUGAAAUGGUGGAUUCCAUCCAGUCCCAAAUAUGGAAGUUCGUAUGGUCCAAAAAACCGGAAUUGGUACGUCGCGAAACAUGUAUGUCUAAUUAUGAUCAUGGUGGCCUUCGAGUCAACCAUCUAGACAUUAAAAGCGAGGCGUUAUUAAUUGGGCGGAUUUUCCGAUUUCUUGAUGUGAAUCACGAAGCGUGUCCUUGGCAAGCUUUAAUGCGUUACUACGAGGCACGGCCUUUGGGUAUCAAUGACAACACGAAGCCAAAUUGUGAUAUUCCGUGUCCAUUUACAGUCAUCUCCUUCGUGUGUUGAAAGAAUUCUCGGUCGACCUGAGCCAACCUCAGUAAAGCAAAUUUUACUAUGCUCGUCGUCUGCAAAAUUGUGUUUCCCCAGUUCAAACGCGAAGCGAAGUGCAUUGGAAUCGGCGGUUUGGUCCGAGAGUGAUUUGGAAAGAUAUCUGGAAAGAAAUUGCUCACAGUAUGAAUGAUCCAGUUUUGCGGGAUUUUGAUUGGCGGACGGUUCAUCGUAUCUUACCGGUAAAUUCUCGAAUGCAUCAGUGGAAUUCGCGGUUACCUUCACGAUGUGCUCGGUGUGGGGCCUUAGAACAUUUGUUGGUUGAUUGUCCAAAGAUUAAAGAUAUGUCGUUGUUCAUAUUAAAUUUGUGUGAUCGAAUUGAUCCAUCCGUGAUUGGUUUGUCAGAGAAGAACUUAUUUUUGGGCUGCUUUUCACAACGGGCGACGAAGGAUUUAUUGCCUUACAUAAUGUGUGUUGGGAAAUUUUCCGCUUGGAAAGAACGAGUUUCGGUGCAAUUCAAGAAGGAUCAGAAAAUUAACUGUGCGACAUAUUUCAACUACGUUCGACGAAGACUUCGAAUGGAACAAUGCUUCAUAAGUGUGGAGACAUUUAUGUCAAAAUGGUGUAUUAACAAUGUCUUGGCUUGUGUAAGGGACGAUAAUAUUCAGGUUUUGAUAUAG
Molecule: messenger RNA, 1031 nt
Organism: Paramuricea clavata
Lineage: Eukaryota; Metazoa; Cnidaria; Anthozoa; Malacalcyonacea; Plexauridae
Source: the annotation of a GenBank genome assembly